Messenger RNA from Rhineura floridana, 5224 nucleotides. Its product is annotated as zinc finger protein 721-like. Lineage: Eukaryota; Metazoa; Chordata; Lepidosauria; Squamata; Rhineuridae. Gene Ontology annotation, biological process: regulation of transcription by RNA polymerase II. The coding region runs from base 391 to 4041 and encodes 1216 amino acids. Gene Ontology annotation, molecular function: DNA-binding transcription factor activity, RNA polymerase II-specific; RNA polymerase II cis-regulatory region sequence-specific DNA binding. The transcript has 3 exons. The record is from RefSeq and is a predicted model, not a curated record.
GGGGCGUGGCUGUGGACGCUGCACUUCCGAAUUUGCCACGACACUACUGAUUGUAGACACUGCCUUGGUUUCCACGGUGGAAGCAAAACGGGAUAUAAAUCCGGAUUAGGAAUAGCCCGCGACAGAUGAUUUACGAUGAGGGGAAAAAAUCUCCAGGCAGACAUCGAGACCACUCUGUUCUCCAAGGGUUAAAUGAGCGAAGUUCCGCUUCUGAGAGAGGCCGGAAAUGGUAGCGGCAAAGGAAGAGCUGCGGCGAAGGCGUUUCCCUUUCGUCGAGAAGACGGGAAAUCGGGCUCGCGAUAGGCUUUGGCCGGAGGCUGGUGCGUCGGCUCGUGAUGACAGGAGGAAAAGAUACAAGGAAACAACUAAGACACUAGAGAGCCAUUUGUGAUGUCAUCAGAAAGGAGUAAGCAUGAAAUGGAAAGAGAGAUCUUUCAAAGUCACAGUAGACCAAAGAGGCACAAGAGAAGCCCAUCAAGGAAUGGAAUGAAGGAAUGCUGUAGUUCUCAGGGUGCCAAAAUUUAUGAACUCCUAAACGCAGGAGAUCCUGGCGGCAAAAGAUGGAAAAAGUGCCUAGGGUAUGUGAAAAUAUUCACAGACAAAUCAGUAUUAAAUAGGUAUUGUGGAACCCACACAGGGGAGGAAUCUUAUAAAUGCAUGGAGUGUGGAAAGAGCUUCAGUGAUAAUGGAAAAUUUAAAAUACAUCAAAGAAUGCACACAGGGGAGAAGCCAUAUAAAUGUACAGAAUGUGGAAAGAGCUUCCGUUGGAUUUCAUAUCUCACUUCACACCAAAGAACCCACACAGGGGAGAAAUCUUACAAAUGCAUGGAGUGUGGAAAGAGCUUCAUCCAGCGUAGAAAUCUUAAUGAACAUCAGAGAACCCACACAGGGGAGAAACCAUAUGAAUGCUUGGUUUGUGGAAAGCGUUUUAAUCAGCAUGGCACCCUUACUGUACAUGAAAAAAUCCACAGAGGGGAGAAACCAUAUAAAUGCCUGGUGUGUGGAAAGAGCUUCAUCCAGCGUGGAAAUCUUAAUAUACAUCAGAGAACCCACACAGGGGAGAAACCUCAUCAAUGCAUGAAAUGUGGAAAGAGCUUUAGACACAGUGGAACCCUUGCUCUACAUCAAAGAACCCACACAGGGGAGAAGCCAUAUAAAUGCUUUGUGUGUGGAAAGAGCUUUAGUCACAGGAAAUCUUUUCAUUUACAUCAAAGAACCCAUACAGGGGAGAAGCCUUAUAAAUGCACAGAAUGUGGAAAGAGCUUCUGUCGGAGUUCAUAUCUCACUUUACACCAAAGAACCCACACAGGGGAGAAACCAUAUAAAUGCCUGGUGUGUGGAAAGAACUUCAAUCAGAGUGCAAAUUUUCGAACACAUCAAAGAAUCCACACAGGAGAGAAGCCUUAUAAAUGCAUGGUGUGUGGAAAGAAUUUUAAAACAAGCAAUCUUGCCUCACAUCAAAGAACCCACACCAGUGAGAAACCAUAUGAAUGCUUGGUUUGUGGAAAGUGUUUUAGUCGGCAUGACACCCUUACUAUACAUCAAAGAACCCACACAGGGGAGAAACCAUAUAAAUGCUUGGUGUGUGGAAAGAGCUUCAGUCAGAAGGGACAUCUUAAUGUACAUCAAAGAACCCAUACAGGGGAGAAGCCUUAUAAAUGCAUGGCAUGUGGAAAGACUUUUAGAACAAGCAACCAUCUUGCCUCACAUCAAAGAACCCACACAGGUGAGAAACCAUAUAAGUGUAUGGAAUGUGGAAAGGUGUUUGGCAGUAGUGGAACCCUUUACAUACAUCAAAGAAUCCACACAGGGCAGAAGCCAUAUAAAUGCAUGGAGUGUGGUAAAAGCUUUAGACGGAGUGGUCACCUCACUAUACACCAAACAACCCACACAGGGGAGAAACCAUAUAAAUGCUUGGUAUGUGGAAAGAGCUUCAGCCAUGGAGGACACUUUAGAACACAUCAAAGAACACAUACAGAGGAGAACCCAUAUAAAUGCAUGGAGUGUGGAAAGAGCUUCAGUAACAGCAGAGCAAUGACUGUUCAUGAAAGAGCCCACAGAGGUGAGAAGCCAUAUAAAUGCUUGGAUUGCGGUAAGAGCUUCAGGCGGAGUGGAUCCCUUUCUUCACAUAAAAGAACCCAUACAGGGGAGAAACCUUUUAAAUGCAUAGAGUGUGGAAAGAGCUUCAGUCAGAGUUGGACUCUCGGUGUACAUAAAAGAGUCCACACGGGUGAGAAACCAUAUGAAUGCAUGAAGUGUGGAAAGGCAUUCAGAGAUAGCAGCAGUGCUGCUAAACAUGAAAGAAGUCACAUGCAUGAGAAACCAUAUAAAUGCAUGGAAUGUGGAAAGACCUUUAGCACUGGUACCAACCUUACUGCACAUCAUAAAACCCACUCUGGCAGAAAAGAAAACGCUAGGGAGCCAUUUCUGAUGUCUUUGGAAAUAACUAAACAUGAAGUGGAAAAAGAGACAUUUCAAAAUCAAAGGGGAACAAAAAGGCACAAGAAAAGCCAAUCAAGGAAUGGGAGAAAGAAAUCCUCUAUUUCUCAGGGUGCUGUCAUUACAGAACACCUAAAUGUAGAAGAUCACAAAGGAAAGAGACAGAAUGGUGAAAUAUUCAAAGACAAAUUUGUAUUGAAUGUACGUUGCAGAACCCGUACAGCGCAGAAUCCACAUAAAUGCAUGGAAUGUGGAAAGAGCUUCACUGAGAGGGGAAAUCUAACUAAACAUCAAAGAACCCACACAGGAGAGAAACCAUAUCGAUGCACAGAGUGUGGAAAGAGCUUUACUCGGAAUGAACAUCUUAAAACACAUCAAAGAACGCACACAGGGGAGAAGCCUUAUGAAUGCAUGGAAUGUGGUAAGAGUUUCAGUCGGCAUCACCAUCUUACUUCACAUGAAAAUACCCACACAGGAAAGAAACCAUAUAAAUGCACAGAAUGUGGAAAGAGCUUCAAUCAGAGUGGGACUCUUUCUGUGCAUCGCAGAACCCACACUGGAGAGAAACCAUAUAAAUGUAUGGAGUGUGGAAACAGCUUCAGACAGAGUUCAUCCCUCACUUUACACCAAAGAACUCACACAGGUCAGAAGCCAUAUAAAUGCAUGGAGUGUGGAAAGAGCUUCCAUCAAAGUGGAAACCUUAAUAUGCAUCAAAGAAUCCACACAGGAGAGAAGCCAUAUAAAUGUAUGGAAUGUGGAAAGAGCUUCCGUCUUAGUGGAUUCCUUGCUUUACAUCAAAGAAUGCACAGAGGGGAAAAGCCAUAUAAAUGCAUAGAGUGUGGAAAGAGCUUCAUUGACAGUGGAAGUCUGACUAGACAUCAAAGAACCCACACAGGGGAGAAGCCAUAUAAAUGCAUGAAAUGUGGAAAGAGCUUUAGUGAGGGCGGUAAACUUAUCACACAUGAAAGAACCCAUACAGGGGUGAAACCAUAUAAAUGCAUGGAGUGUGGUAAAAACUUCAGUCAGAGUGGAAACCUUAGACAGCAUCAAAGAAUUCACACAGGGGAGAAGCCAUAUAAAUGCUUGAAAUGUGGAAAGAGCUUCAGUGAAAGCAGUAAACUCACCACACAUGAAAGAACCCACACAGGAGAGAAGCCAUAUGAAUGUAUGGAAUGUGGAAAAAGUUUCAUUGAUGGAGGAAGUCUAGCUAAACAUCAGAGAAUACACACAGGGGUGAAACCAUAUAAAUGUCUGGACUGUGGAAAAAACUUCACCCACAGUGGAAACCUUAAACAACAUCAAAGAAGCCACACAGGGGAGAAACCAUAUAAAUGCAUGGAGUGUGGAAAAAGCUUCAGUCAGAGUGAAAACCUUAAACAGCAUCAAAGAACCCACACAGGGGAGAAACCAUAUAAAUGUAUGGAAUGUGGAAAGAGCUUCAGUCAGCAUCAUCACCUUAGUUCACAUGUAAAAACCCACACAAGGGAAAAGCCAUAUAAAUGUAUGGAAUGUGGAAAGAACUUCAGUGAGAGCAGUAAACUCAUCCCACAUCAAAGAACCCACUGUGGGACACGAUCACAUAAAUGUGAGGAGGGUCAAUAGUACUACUUUAAUAUUUAGUAAAGAUUGUGCUCUCAAAUUACUCCAUAAAUGUAUGGAGUGUGGAAGGAACAAUAUUCUUAAUUUACAUGAAAGAAGUGAUAUGGGAGAAAAAUCAUUGAAAUUCAUACCCUGUGGAACAUAAGAACAUAAGAAGAGCCUGCUGGAUCAGGCCAGUGGCCCAUCUAGUCCAGCAUCCUGUUCUCACAGUGGCCAACCAGGUGCCUGGGGGAAACCCGCAAGCAGGACCUGAGUGCAAGAACACUCUCCCCUCCUGAGGCUUCCGGCAACCGGUUUUCAGAAGCAUGCUGCCUCUGACUAGGGUGGCAGAGCACAGCCAUCAUGGCUAGUAGCCAUUGAUAGCCCUGUCCUCCAUGAAUUUGUCUAAUCUUCUUUUAAAGCCAUCCAAGCUGGUGGCCAUUACUGCAUCUUGUGGGAGCAAAUUCCAUAGUUUAACUAUGCGCGGAGUAAAGAAGUACUUCCUUUUGUCUGUCCUGAAUCUUCCAACAUUCAGCUUCUUUGAAUGUCCACGAGUUCUAGUAUUAUGAGAGAGGGAGAACUUUUCUCUAUCCACUUUCUCAAUGCCAUGCAUAAUUUUAUACACUUCUAUCAUGUCUCCUCUGACCCGCCUUUUCUCUAAACUAAAAAGCCCCAAAUGCUGCAACCUUUCCUUGUAAGGGAGUCGCUCCAUCCCCUUGAUCAUUCUGGUUGCCCUCUUCUGAACCUUUUCCAACUCUAUAAUAUCCUUUCUGAGAUGAGGCGACCAGAACUGUACACAGUAUUCCAAAUGCGACCGCACCAUAGAUUUAUACAACGGCAUUAUGAUAUCGGCUGUUUUAUUUUCAAUACCUUUCCUAAUUAUUGCUAGCAUGGAAUUUGCCUUUUUCACAGCUGCUGCACACUGGGUCGACAUUUUCAUCGUGCUGUCCACCACAACCCCGAGGUCUCUCUCCUGGUCGGUCACCGCCAGUUCAGACCCCAUGAGCGUAUAUGUGAAAUUCAGAUUUUUUGCUCCAAUAUGCAUAAUUUUACACUUGUUUAUACUGAAUUGCAUUUGCCAUUUUUCCGCCCAUUCACUCAGUUUGGAGAGGUCUUUUUGGAGCUCUUCACAAUCCCUUUUUGUUUUAACAACCCUGAACAAUUUAGUGUCGUCAGCAAACUUGGCCACUUCACUGCUCACUCCUAA